Trypanosoma cruzi is the source of this 1663-nucleotide messenger RNA. Its product is annotated as trans-sialidase, putative. The annotation marks the transcript as partial. The transcript has a single exon. Gene Ontology annotation, biological process: oligosaccharide catabolic process; ganglioside catabolic process. Gene Ontology annotation, molecular function: exo-alpha-sialidase activity. The record is from RefSeq and is a predicted model, not a curated record. NCBI's taxonomy places the organism in Eukaryota, Euglenozoa, Kinetoplastea, Trypanosomatida, Trypanosomatidae. Gene Ontology annotation, cellular component: cytoplasm; membrane; intracellular membrane-bounded organelle.
AUGCCCCGAUUGCUCCUUUACGUGCUUGUUUUGUUUUUCCUUUUGAAUUUUUGCCCCAAUGUGCCUGCUCAUGCCCUGGCACCCGAAUCGAGUCGAAUUGAGCUGUUUAAGCGUAGGAAUUCGACGGUGCCGUUUGAAGACAAGGGCAAAGUCACCGAGCGGGUUGUCCACUCGUUCCGCCUUCCCGCCCUUGUUAAUGUGGACGGGGUGAUGGUUGCCAUUGCAGACGCUCGCUACACGACAUCCAAUGACAACUCCUUUAUUGAUACGGUAGUGAAGUACAGCGUGGACGAUGGGGAGACGUGGGAGACUCAAAUCGCCAUCAAGAACAGUCGUGUAUCGUCUGUUUCUCGUGUGGUGGAUCCCACAGUGAUUGUGAAGGGCAACAAGCUUUACGUCCUGGUUGGAAGCUACAAUAAAUCGAAAAACUACUGGACUUGGCAGCCUGAUGGAAGCGACUGGGAUAUUCUGCUUGCCGUUGGUGAGGUUACGAAGUCCACUGCAGACGGCAAGACAACUGCGAAUAUCACAUGGGGGAGUCCCGUGUCACUGAAGGAAUUUUUCCCGGCAUACAUGGAAGGAAUACCUACAAAGCAAUUUCUCGGCGGUGCAGGUGUUGCCACUGUGGCGUCCAAUGGGAAUCUUGUGUACCCUGUGCAGGUUACGGACAUGAAAAAACAAAUUUUUUCCAAGAUCUUUUAUUCGGCAGAUGAGGGCAAGACGUGGAAUUUCUCAGAGGGUAGGAGCGAUUUUGGCUGCUCCGAACCUGUGGUUCUUGAGUGGAAAAAUAAAUUCAUCGUAAACACCCGGGUUGACCGGGCGCGCCGUCUGGUGUACAAUUCCGGUGACAUGGAGAGACCGUGGGUGGAGGCUGUCGGCACGCUCUCGCGUGUGUGGGGCCCCUCACCAAAAUCGGACCAGCCCGGCAGUCAGAGCAGCUUCACUGCCGUGACCAUCGAAGGAAUGCGUGUGAUGCUCUUCACACACCCGCUGAAUUUUAAGGGAAAGUGGCUGCGCGACCGACUGAACCUCUGGCUGACGGAUAACCAGCGCAUUUAUAACGUUGGGCAAGUAUCCAUUGGUGAUGAAAAUUCCGCCUACAGCUCCGUCUUGUACAAGGAUGAUAAGCUGUACUGUUUGCAUGAGAUCAACACUAACGAGGUGUACAGCCUUGUUUUUGCGCGCCUGGUUGGCGAGCUAAUGAUUAUUAAAUCCGUGCUGCAGUCCUGGAAGAAUUGGGACAGCCACCUGUCCAGCAUUUGCACCCCUGCUGAUCCCGCCACUUUGUCGUCAGAGCGUGUUUGUGGUCCCGCUGUCACUACGGUUGGUCUUGCUGGCUUUUUGUCCGACAAUGCCACCCAAAACGUAUGGGAGGAUGCGUACCGCUGCGUCAACGCAAGCACGGCAAAUGCGGAGAAGGUUCCGAACGGCUUUAAGUUUGCGGGGGUUGGCGGAGGAGCACUUUGGCCGGUGAGCCAGCAGGGGCAGAAUCAACGGUAUCACUUUGCAAACUACGAGUUUACGCUGGUGGCGUCGGUGACGAUUCACGAGGUUCCGAGGGACGCGACUCCUUUGCUGGGUGUGAGCCUGGACUCUUCUGGCGGCGAAAAGCUCCUGGGGCUCUCGUACGAAGAGAAGCACCAAUGGCAGCCGAUAUACGGAU